ACUUUAAAAAUGGCGGCCUCCAUGAACUAGUAUGAACUAGUGCCUGAUGCAGUGGUGAUCAAUAAUGCAGGCGGACGUUAAUACUGCAAUGGAGGGCAGUCCAGAACACGAGGGACAUCAAGGUGGUAUGAGGAGUUGGAGUUACGUUCCAAGAAGACGGAGAAUUCUUCCAGGAGAUGAUUUCUUUGAAGAUGGAAAUCUUGAGACGAGUCUGGCACACAAGCAGAUGCCGGUGGAAGACCUUGAUUCAGAGGAGCUUCUUACAAGGCACGAGGAUUUCAAGUGUCACGUGAUCGGUUGCGGCCAAUCCUUCACCACCGUCCAGUCUUACGAGAUCCACUACAACGGUGCCCAUCGUAACAUCUGUCGCGACUGCCGACGGUCCUACCCAUCCAAUCACCUCCUGGACAUCCACAUCCUGGAGUCACAUGACUCGCUGUUUGAGGUCAUGGCUCAGAGACAGCCCAUGUACCAGUGUCUGGUGGAGAGCUGCCAGGAGAAAUUCAACAAUUCCCAGAAUCGCAGAGAACACCUGAUUAAGCAGCACCAUUACCCGGCGGACUUCAGGUUCCAAAAAGGAAUAUCCAAACAUCGGUCCCAGGGAAAGCCCAAGCAAACUAGCGACGAAGCCAUGGAGACUGAAGCACCAGGAGAUGGGGACACGCGCAGUGAUACAUCCCCUGCCACGCACGGUGACAAACCACAGACAACAUGCCACCCAGCACCAGUUGAAAACAGACAACGCAGGGUACCCGUGAACAUUUCCUUUGGAAGAGGCGGGACACGGUCAUUUCAACGCGCCGCACACCCCCAGAAACAACAAAGCAAACCGAAGAAGCACAGUGGACACGCCCACAAGCAGAAAAGCCACGCCCCAAUCAAAGAUGAACCAAUGGAUGCAAUGCUUGGGGAGGCAGAUGGGAGAUCAGAGCGUGAUGUCACGAAUGUUAAUGAGGACAGUAAUGAACAGGAAUCAAUGAGUAUCAGCAAUGAAUAUUCAUGAUGUCUGCAUUGGCCAAUUAAUGGCAAGCUCAGGCUCGAUCACUUUCUCAUCAACAGUUUGUGUGUGUUCCAUAAAGAAAAGUAGCAACAAAUUUCACAUACAUGUAGGUUUAAACGCAUGACCACAGACAGUAAUUUUACAUCUUACUUUUAGGCC
Patiria miniata (bat star) is the source of this 1159-nucleotide messenger RNA. Its product is annotated as zinc finger protein 511-like. NCBI's taxonomy places the organism in Eukaryota, Metazoa, Echinodermata, Asteroidea, Valvatida, Asterinidae. The record is from RefSeq and is a predicted model, not a curated record. The transcript has 7 exons. The coding region runs from base 65 to 1003 and encodes 312 amino acids.